This is a messenger RNA of Phlebotomus argentipes, 1065 nucleotides long. RefSeq names its product kielin/chordin-like protein. The transcript is spliced from 3 exons. Bases 143 to 982 code for a protein of 279 amino acids. The record is from RefSeq and is a predicted model, not a curated record. Lineage: Eukaryota; Metazoa; Arthropoda; Insecta; Diptera; Psychodidae.
GUAAUCACAUAGUAUGCAAAUUAUUUAGCGCUCAACACUUUCACAUUACCCUCCAAUGACGUCUGCAACGACACUCAAUACGAUGAGCCAAACACACGAGUUCAGUCAAUUUCUGGAGACACACGUGUGAACAUCAAUCGAAAUGCUCUCGAAACUUGUGCUUUUUCUCGCGCUUUCGCUGCUGCCAGUGUUUUGGGCUCUUGCCGAGCCUGAAAACUGCCUGACGCCCAAGCAUUACGAAGAAAUUGGAUGCACGCCAGUGUUGGAGGACAACGAAAUCUGCCCAAAGCGAUUUGACUGCGGCACAGUGUUAGGCAGAACUGGGAAUCAGUGCUACUUCCAGGGCGUGUCGUACAAGGAGGGCGAGCACAUUCCCGGCAAUCUCACAAACGGUGCUUGUCAGGCGUCCUGCUUCUGCCGCGAUGGCGUCAUAACGUGCGCCAACAUCGAAUGUCCUGAGAUCUUUGGGCCCUACAAGCAAGGAUGCGUUCCUCAACAGAGUGAGGAGAGUUGUUGUGCGCAAGAUUACAUCUGCGAUGAGGCAGCUAUUGAGGAAUUGCCAACGUGCUACUUGGACGGCAGGAAGUACCGCAAAGGACAGAAAAUGUAUCCCGAAACGAGGUCCUGCUACACUUGCAUUUGCGACGAAGGCUUCGACAACAGCACAAAGCUCGAGAACAACACACACUGCAAUUUUAUCAAUUGCGGAAUUGAGCUUCACUCCUCGGACGAUGUGAAAAAUGGAUGCACUCCAAUUUACUACGAAACGCCAAUCUGUUGCCCAAUUGGAUGGAGAUGUCCUCAAGACUCAGAUUCAGUGCUUGAAGGCGAAGGACGAACAAACGACGAAGAUCCUAACAUGGAGUGCAAGUUUGGAAGGCUGACACUCAAAGUGGGAAAUCAGCUUUCAUCCCUUGAAGGACCGUCCGUGAAGUGUGAAUGCACAGUUCCGCCCAUGGUGACUUGCAUUCAGACAUCUUAAGCCAAGUCUUAAGCUGUAACAUUUUGAAGAUAAUCCUUUCGAGAACUAAUUUGUCUUGAUACUUUAUAGUUACAAAUAAUAAU